CAGGGAGACAUAGAAGAACAAAAAAACACAAACAAGCAGACUAAGCCUAACUUCCCUGCCUCAUUCAUACAUUUGCCAAAGAUGUAGUAGAGAAGGGAAGCAAAAUGCAGACCUGCUUUGGUUGCAGCAUCUCAGCCCAUCCCUUGUUCUUUUGUUCCUUCUCAGCCCAGCCCACUUAAAUCUGGCAUGUUAUCCCAUGGCAGAAAUGCAUAACUCCUAGCAACUCCAAUUCCCCUUCAUCAUUGAUUAGUGAUGGGAAAAUUAGCCCUUCUUGUCUUCCAUGUCCCCUUUCUUUUCAACUGACAGUUAAAAUUCACAUCUAAUUUCUUCUCCAUGUUUUUUUAACUUGUUGAAAAGUUUAUGCCUAGCUGUAUAUUAUAUAUAUGUUGCACCAUGUUUUAUGUGUGUGUAUACAAAUUAAAUUAAUACUUUGUUGAGAGAGAAAUAGAAUAUUAGUGUUUGGACUUUGGAAGUAUAGUUCAAUGGAGUCCAGCAGUACAGCUAGAAAUCUUCUAAGGUUUGCAGCUUUUUCACCAGCUUACUAUCAAGGGAGGAAGGAAGAUAAUAGCAGCAGAAACAUCAUUGAUUUGGGAUUAAGCCUUGGGGUUAUGAACAACCAUGAAGAGACUAAUUACCAUAAUCCAUCUCCAUGUGAAAAUAGCUACGAAGAGCUGAUAGAUUGGCAAGAUUUGCACCCACAGCCAGGGAAUAGAAGAAUUAAGGGAAGGAGUGUGCAUUUAAGAAAGUACUCAUCAGCAGAGACCUGUGAUGAAGAAGACGAUGAUGAAGUGAUUGAAAGCAAAGAGAAGAGAUGGGCUUAUGUGAAAGUCAACAUGGAUGGAGUCAUCGUUGGAAGGAAAAUUUGCCUUCUUCAUCAUUUCAGUUACCACACUCUUGCUCUUCAGCUAGAAGACAUGUUCGGGAAGCAAUCCAAAAGAGGGUUAAUAAGGUUAUUCGAAGAAGGUUCAGAGUUUUCCCUAUUUUAUAAGGAUGGAGAUGACGUGUGGAAGAUGGUUGGAGAUGUUCCUUGGGAGGAUUUCGUGGAUGCCGUGAAGCGACUGCGAAUUGUGAGGAAGAAGCAACCAUCCCUUUUUGAUCAAUGUUAUAAUUUUCCAAAUUAGACUAAAAAAGAAAAGAAAAACAGAGAAUGAUCAAUUUUCUGAGAUGACCUUUAAGUUUAGAAUGUUUCUCAAAAAAUGGUCUUUUAGAUCAAUUAAUUUUGACAAUCUCGAUAAGCUAAAUUAGGAUGUUUCUACUUGAUUUGUUGGUCUGGUCUGUCUGAACUGGUCUAGUCUGGUCUGAUUUCUUUGUAUUUUUAUAACUACCCAAGUCUGGUCUGAUCUGAUCUGGGACAAAUUACUGUCCAAGUAAAAACAUCCUUAGAUAACACUAAUUAUUUUUGGAGGAAUAGUUAUUUUGAGAUGUACCAAGAGUCUAAGGUUGUAAUUCUUCCCAAAAAUGUAAGUCUGAUCGACACAUUUAGCUUUUAUUGCUCCAAUAUAUUUUUUUCAUUUGUAA
Cuscuta epithymum is the source of this 1518-nucleotide messenger RNA. The record is from the annotation of a GenBank genome assembly. Lineage: Eukaryota; Viridiplantae; Streptophyta; Magnoliopsida; Solanales; Convolvulaceae.